Molecule: messenger RNA, 3738 nt
Organism: Rhizophagus irregularis DAOM 181602=DAOM 197198
Lineage: Eukaryota; Fungi; Glomeromycota; Glomeromycetes; Glomerales; Glomeraceae
Source: RefSeq, a predicted model, not a curated record
AUGUCAUCUAAGCUUAAAUCAUUGAAACAGCAUAUUACUAAACUUGAGGCUAAGAAUGCAGAGCUUAGUAAGGAGAAUACUGAGAUCUGCAAUUUUAGAAUCAAGCUUUUAGUAUUAAUGGCAAAUGAUAUGGUAUCAGAAGUGUUACCAGAAGUCAUUACCAAGUCACUGGAGAAGAAAGAGAUGGAUAAUUUCUUGAAUAAAGCACAUAAGAAAAGCAUUAAUGAUAAAAUAAGGCAACGCAAUAAGGAGAAGAAAUUUUCAGAAACAGAUAGUGACAAUAAUAUCUUAGAUGAGCCAAUAUAUAAAGUUUUACUUACUGACGACAUGCAUACCUCAUCUAUUUCCGACCAAACUGUUCGAGGAACUCUCGCCCGCUAUGACGGCGCUGGCCCCGGUGAAUACUUAAGUGACUCAGAUAGCUAUAAUGAUAAUGAUAAUGAUUCUGAUUGCGGAUCAGAUGAUUAUAAUAACUACGAGUCUAAUUAUGAGUCCGAUAAUGAAGAAGCUUCCUGCGCUUCAACCAGCACUACCGAAGCUGUGAAAGAACGAAAGGUUAAUGUGACAUAUACUUUGAGGCAAGAAAACUUCAAUGAUAAAUUUUCCCCUAAGGAUUUGCUAAAUGCCAUUCGGGAAAUUCUCUCAUCACCACCUAGAGAUAUGUCGAAUGACAAAGGGUCAUUGGAUUGCCUCCCAAUCUAUUCAUUCUUAUUUCCGAAUGAAAAAGGCUCUAGCUUGUAUAAUGCCUAUGACCGAAGUGAAGUGGAAAAUAAAUUGGUUAUAAAAAUCGACCAAGAUGCCGAUCAUGCCCCAAAAUUUUCCGUUGCCGAUGACAUUUCUGAAGUUUAUGGUUUACCUGGGAUCCAUGAAUGUAUUAAUGGUCAAAAACCUUUAAGAGCCGUGAUUGACAUAGAUGCUUCGCAAGAAGAUAUGGAAGCAACUGGUGUUAAGGUGCAAGAAGUAUUCUUUCGAAUCUGCCUAUCUUUCAUAAGAGCUUUGUAUCGAAUUCUUGAUUGUAGCUGGGAGGAUAUUCUCAAUGGAUUAGUAAUCGCUACAUCAUCGGACCCUAGCAAGUAUAGCUACCAUAUUUUAUACGCACCGGCUCUUCUUAUUGAUCAUCACGAACUCAAAGCAUUUACUGAAUUAGUGUAUACCAUAACUGGUGAAAAAUUCGGCAAGUAUAUUGAUAGAAUAUUACCUGGUCAAAACUUUAACCUUCGCCUUAUUGGUUCAGCAAAAAAAGGUCGUGUAAAGCGUAUUCUUCAAUUCUCACUAAAUAAUGGGUGGAAUGAGCUCGACCACGCUAGGGUUCAACCACCUACUAGCUUAGGACUUAAAGUAAGACCUCGAAUGCUUAGCACAGAAAAAAAUAAUAAUCCGCUAAGAAUAUCUGUGGGUCAGGAUGUAUUGCAAAAAUGCGCGGACCUAGUUUUGCAAAAGCAUUCUAACUAUCUUAGGGAUUGGACUAUCAAAGAAAAAGAUUCAGAAAACUUCGUAUAUUUUAACCGAAAAGUUCUACUAGAAUGCCCACUAUGUAAACGUAUACAUGACAAGGAUCAGCGGUGGUUCAGUCGUGUAUGUGCUAGCAGUGGGAGGUUCAUCGUAAAAUGCUUUCGGCAAAAUAGUGAUGAGUGCGGGGAAGUUUUUGAAUGCGACCCAUCUAUUGCAGAAAAAAUUCAGCAAGAAAAUAAAAUUUUAUCUCCCACAUCUCACAGGAUAAAGGGUCCAGGUUUCCCUAAAGCUUUCAUAAAAAUGCCAUCUUGGGUCAAGUAUAAUGAGUCCCUUUCAGCAACAGAAACAUAUGAGGAGAGAUAUGUAAGACCAUUACUGAAUGAAGGCGAUAUCUAUGUAGGUUCACCUUGGGAGACGGGGAAAACAUAUAUUCUAGAGCAUCUUACUAUAUCUGAUGACGUGAAUUUGCUAGUAUUAUCCACGCGCCACUCUUACUCGAAUGCUGUUACUACCAGACUUAAUCUUAAGUCAUAUUGCGAUAUUGAUGGUAAUAUAAAUCUACCCGAUCACAAAAGGGUAGUAUGUCAGAUAGAGAGCUUACACCGUAUUACUAAUAAAUGCGAAUGCAGUAAAAAAUGUAAAUGCCCUCUGAGCCAAUAUGAUUUAUGGCUUGAUGAAAUAGUAUCAAUAAUUGCUCAAGCACAAAGUCAGCUGGCGGGACAAUCAAUAGAAAAAUUGUAUAAAUUAAUCCAAAAGGCUAGGCGCAUUAUUGUUAUGGAUAAUGACCUAACGGACCUCAACAUUGAAUGGAUUAAGGCCCUUCGUAAGAAUAUAUCUUUUUCUAUUAUUCAUAAUACUUACCAGCCUCAAAAAAAUAAGACAUUCCGCUUGGCUCUUAAUAAAGAAACUGUGUUAGCCGAACUUUGGGAUUGGGCUAGGCAAAUAUCUUCACUACCUUUUGAGAAUCGGAAAAGUGCUUCACUUAUCUGCCAUCUUAGAAAAGAUGUACAAGGGAUUGUUUGUUCCCUUAAGACCGAUUUUCCAGAAUUGCGAAUCAAGGAAUAUCAUGGUAAAUCUGAUCCAGUAGAAAAGGCUCAAGAUUUUAGCAAUGUAGAAGAAUCAUGGAUCGAUGUAGACCUUGUUGCAUAUACUAGCACUCUAAAAAUAGGGAAAGGGUUAUUCCAAUGGUUGUUGAAUGCCAAACGAGAAUGUCUUCCCCGAGAACUUCAGAAUAGAGGAAUAUUUCCUAACAUAGACUCUAUCAUCCGGAAUAAGGAUGUACCAACCAUUCGAUUAUGGGUAGCAUAUAUGUUAGAAAAAUUUCGUUCCUGGCGCUUAUUUGGUUGGAGAAUGGUUGAUUUUUUUAGAGAGGCAGGUAUGAUAAUUUCCAUCAUAGAAUCCGACCCUAAAUCUAAUGAAAAUUCAUUGUCGCAGAUAGUAAAAGCAAAAUGUUCUGUUGUUAAAACGAAGGAGAUAUCAGAUAUAACUAAUGCUAAUAUUCUUGAUCGUGAGACUGCUGAAUUUCUAGAAAAUAAGCCAAGAAAGACUUUAGGAGAAAUGCGUUCUUUAGAUCGGCACCAUAUUGUGGAUUGUUAUGGAAUUCCGCCUGAAUCGUUGACCGAGGAUUUCAUCUCAAAAUAUGGGAAUUUCAAUCAUAUGAAAUGGUUUAGAGCUUAUAGGCAAUUACGAGAUGUUGGCACUAGUAAUGAAACGGCUGUUGAGGCUAUCACUCGCAAAGAUUACAGAGAAGAUAGGCUUACAACUAUAACCCGGGCUGAGAAGCAUCGGAUUUGCUUAGAAUUGUUAAAAACUUGUACACCAGCUAAAGAUAUCGACAAUAGAUCAAGAUAUAAAGCUGAUGAUGUUAAAACAUGCCUGAAUUCUCCUGAGUCGGUAUCAUAUCUCCAGAAUUUAGUACCAAAAAUGGCUCGGGUUUUUGAUAAUUCAGAUACAUCUCGCAGAGCUAAAAAAUCGGGAUUAAAAACGGAACAGGCAAAACUUGGUUUACUGAACUCAGCACUACAUGUAACUUAUGGGUUGAAAUUUAAGGCUAUAGAUAAGAAUCGUAGACAUUAUCACCUAGUAGGUUCAUUUGAUAGUAAAGACGCUCCUAGAUUUCCUUUAUAUCAAACGGGUGAAGAAAUUUAUUGGGAAAAUGGGGAAAAUACUCGAUAUGGAUAUAGUAAACUCCCGCCCGAUGAAUUAAUAGAUAAUUUUACUAGUUCUAGCAAAGUGGAUAAUGCGCAAAUUACAGAAGAUAUUCAGGACUUAUUUGAUAUUUGCUAA